AUGUGGUGCCCGGCGGACGGCCCAGACGAGCCUGGGUUUUGGCAGGACCGCGCCUUGGACGCCGCGGAGCUGCUGGAGCACUGGGCCAGGCUCGAGGCGGCCGCGUUCAAGCGGGCCGCUGGCGCCGCGCGGCCGCGGGCUGGGCUGCUGCGCCAGCGCGGGGAGUCCGUGACGCUGCUGCGGUUGCUUCUCGCACAGCUGGACGGCCUGAACGGGCUGCCCGCGGUGUUGACGCUCUUCGACGUCCUCGGCUCCAAGGUGGCUAACUUCUUUGAAAAAUACGGCGUGCCCGUCACGCUGGCCGCCCUGGCGCGCCUCGCGCUGAAGAGCACCGUGGCCUCGCGCGCCGAGGGCACCGACUUGUACGGGGCGGACCUGGUCGCGGUAUUGGGUACCUUCAUGCAGGAGCACGUGGAUCCCGCGGUCGUGACGAAGGUUGAGAUGGAGGUCCUGGCCGGGAUCGGCGGCAGGGCCGCGCUGCCCUCGGUGCCCGAUUGGGCGGGCUCCGUGGGGGCGAGGCUGUGCGCAUUGGCCCAGCUGGGAGGGCACGGAGGCCAACCGAAUCCCGCUGCCGCCUCCGGGCCUGGGGACGUGGGGCAGUCGCCGCGGCCUGGGUCGGCUGGGUCGUGGUCUGGGUCUACCUGGUCGGCAGGCGACACCGAGUCGGCGCCGCCGACCCCAGGGUUGAUGGACAUGUCGACGGUGCGCUGGCAGUCGGACCCCGCAGGGAAUCCAGCGCCCCGGUGCCUCCAUCAGCACAUGCUCGCGGGCGUGCAUUCUUGGGCGCAGCUGCUCACGGAGAAGGUCGCGGCGACCGCCGCGAUGCCCCCGAAGGCCCUGGCGCUGGGCGCCUGCGCGCUCGGGCUCAUCGCGGCUGGCCUGCUGCCCUCGGGGGCACUCCGCCCUCCGUCCGUGCCGGACGAGCUCUGGGAGGAGUCCAUGCUCUUCAAGGUCGGGCAGACGGCCAACAAACUGACCGCAGGCGGCCCAGCCGACGGCCUCGGCGCGCCGUCCGAGAUUCUCGGCGCGCUGCUGGCGUCCGCUGCCUGCUGCACCCAGGACGAGCUGCGACGAUGUGCCUUCGAGGCGACGAGAGCUCUGCAGGUCGCCAUGGAAGAGGGCUGCAGCAGCUGA
This is a messenger RNA of Prorocentrum cordatum, 1134 nucleotides long. The record is from the annotation of a GenBank genome assembly. Lineage: Eukaryota; Dinophyceae; Prorocentrales; Prorocentraceae.